AUGAGCUUAGAAGAACAGAUUUUUAUUCCAGCAAGAGACCACCUACUAGUCAAACAAGAUGAAAGAGAGACGGUAAUUCGAUCGUGUCGGGAAAUAACGAGCUACUCGAAAAAGGCAAUUUUCACACUACACCGAUCAGUGCUGGAUGACAUUGUGACAAAAGAGCUAACUCUAUACUUGAAUGUAAUUGGUGAGCACCUACGUAAAGUGAAUGCCAUAUAUGUAAACAAUUACCACUUGCGAGGUUCAAUUCUGGGGGCAGUUGAAGAAUUGAUUGAGUUUUUCACUUUUGGGUACUACAAACGAACAGGUGGAUUGAUCAAGUAUGAAUUGUUUACACAACUACUCAACCUUGUGGCAGACGGGGAAAUCGAUGCAGUUGUGAGCUACCUCUUGCACGCAGAAACUGCCUUACCUGAAAAGAGUCUUUCGCCGAUUGGAUUUGUUGACAAGUCAGAUUAUAUCAUGGGAUUAUUCGAUUGUACCGGGGAAAUAAUGAGAAUGGUUAUCCUGCAGUCAUCGGACACUUCGGGAGAGCUCCAAAUGGCAAAAACAUUGGAAAACUACAAUUUUCUAAAAGACUUACACGAGCAGUAUACCAUAUUAACUACAUACUACCCAGGCAUAUCCAUACAUCAUGGCGCUUUCGAUGACGCUUUGAACCUGAAGGGUAAUUACUCAUUUAAAAAGAAGUUACAAGUGCUUGAAUCGUCACUUAGCAAGAUACAAAACACGCUACUCGAUAUCCUCAUCAGUGAUAAGGAAGUUUUAUAG
Messenger RNA from Lodderomyces margitis, 774 nucleotides. RefSeq lists its product as uncharacterized. Gene Ontology annotation, molecular function: RNA endonuclease activity; sequence-specific DNA binding; RNA binding. The record is from RefSeq and is a predicted model, not a curated record. Gene Ontology annotation, cellular component: cytoplasm; nucleus. The coding region runs from base 1 to 774 and encodes 257 amino acids. NCBI's taxonomy places the organism in Eukaryota, Fungi, Ascomycota, Pichiomycetes, Serinales, Debaryomycetaceae. The transcript has a single exon.